UUUAUCGGUCGGCCCGCCGCCCCAGUCCAGGACAAAAUCACUUGCUUAAAAUGACCUUUUCUGACCUUCUAAAUAACUUUCUAAAGAGCAGCCAAGCUGUCCAGUUAACAGAAGUAUAUUACAGUGCAUUCAUUUUAGCGAACCUUUCAUUUAUAAAAAUGUACUUGGUCUGCAAAAACGAACGACGGAUUAAUGCUCUUUAAGGCCGGUUUUAUUCCGUAUUGUUUUGAUUAUAUUGCCGUUUGUGUUAUUUUUGGUCCAGCCCCUGCUUCCGUGACGUAAAGGGAAACGGGGGCAUUAACCUCCCCCCGGCGGGGCAGCCGGAGUAUCAGCAGCGCUUCGCACCCGGCAGAGUAGGCGGCUGAUCCUACGGCACAGCUGGAGGACGACGGAUUCACGCCGGAAUUUUCAGAGCUGCUAACUACACACCUGAACUCCAACUGAACUCCACCUGAAUCCCAGUGAAUCCCAGCAAACCCAGUGAAUCCCAGCAAACCCAGUGACCCACUGACAUGAGCAGCAACUACAGCGUGUCCCUGAUGGGCCCAGCUCCUUGGGGGUUCCGCCUGCAGGGGGGCAAAGACUUCAACAUGCCCCUCACCAUCUCCAGGCUGACAGAUGGGGGCAAGGCCGCCAAGGCGAAUGUUGCCGUCGGAGACGUGGUGCUGUCCAUCGAUGGUAUCUCCACUGAUGGCAUGAACCACCUGGAGGCCCAGAACAAGAUCAAGGCCUGUGCAGGCAACCUCAACCUCACCCUGCAGAAGGCCUCCAGCCUUCCUGCUGCUAUCGCUCCAGCCAAGGACGAGCCUCUGGAGCUUGUUAAACCCGUGCCCAUCACCCGACCGGCUCCACCCAGCUGUACGCCCACCAACUCCGCCCCCGGCGCCGCCCACAACAAAACUGCCCGUCCCUUCGGGGGCAGUGGCAGCACCAACGGCUCCAUCUUGGCGCCAGCUGCCUAUGUGGCUUCUAUUCCCUCUGCAUCUUCCGCUUUCACCCCUGCCACGGCUGCUCAGGGACCUCCCCCCCAGCCUCCAUUCCGGACUGGCUCCGCCUCCUCCUCCUCCUCCUCCUCCCCCUUGCACGUGUCCCCUGGCUCACCCGCCAGGGUGACAGUGCCCUGUUCCACCCCGGUGCCGCCACAGCCCUCCGUCUACAACACCCCCAUCAACCUCUACUCCAAUGAGAAUGCCUGCGAGGUGGCCAUGGGCCAAAGGCGGGGCCUGCUGGAGAGCCAGGGCGGAGCCAUACAGCACAAUGGUGGACCCCAGAGCAUUCUGAAGAAAACUCCUCCAAGGGUGCCCCGGAAACACGUCACGGAGACGGACAUCCAUUUCUACCACGUCCCGUCCCACAGCGAUGCCAGUAAGAAGCGGCUGAUGGAAGACACGGAGGACUGGCGGCCUCGAACCGGCACCUCCCAGUCCCGCUCAUUCCGCAUCCUGGCCCAGAUCACUGGAACUGAGCACGAACAACCACAGCAGAAAGAAGUAGGAAAAAAGACAAAUGAGGUGGAGGAGGACCCAUCCUGUGCUCAGGUCACCUCUGCUGUGAAGACCAUGACCAAGACCCCUGCUGGCGGCCCCCAAACUGCCAAGCAGGCUGGUGGUUCUUCAGGCCCACCCUAUCCCAAGGCUGCCAUGCAGGUGGGCCACGUGACCCCAAAGGGACCAGGCCCAGCACGGCCUGUCCCCCAGCCUCACCCCAAAGAUGAGGACUCUCUGGUGCAGCGCGCUGAGCACAUUCCAGCCGGCACCCGCACCCCCAUGUGUGCCCACUGCGAUACGGUCAUCAGGGGCCCCUUCCUGGUCGCCAUGGGGAAGUCAUGGCACCCCGAGGAGUUCAACUGCGCCCAUUGUGGCACCUCGCUGGCGUACCUGGGCUUCGUGGAGGAGCUGGCCUCCGUGUACUGUGAGCACUGCUACGAGGAGUUCCUGGCCCCCACCUGCGCGCGCUGCCAGCACAAGAUCCUGGGGGAAGUCAUCAACGCCCUGAAGCAGGCCUGGCACGUGCACUGCUUCCUGUGCGCGUCCUGCCAGCAGCCCAUCCGCAACAACACCUUCCACCUGGAGGACGGGGAGCCGUACUGCGAGGCAGACUACUACAACCUGUUCGGGACCAGCUGCCGCGGCUGUGACUUUCCCAUUGAGGCGGGCGACCGCUUCUUGGAGGCGAUGGGCUUCACGUGGCACGACACCUGCUUCGUGUGCGCGGUCUGCUCCACGUGCUUGCAGGGCCAGGCGUUUUACUCCAAAAAGGACAAGCCUCUCUGUAAGAAGCAUGCCCACAGCAUCAACAUGUGAAGCACCGCAGGUCCUGGGAGGAGGGCUGAAGAUGACACAACCCCAUCCGAUUGGCCCAUUAUAUGAUUCAUCCAGACUCUGAUUGGCCAAAUAUACGCUUCAUCGACUGUCUCUGAUUGGCCGAAUAUAUGCUUCGCGCAGACUCCAAUUCCGCUCGACUCCGCAUAGCCUGUUUAUCGGAAUUUCUUAGUCUCUGAGGUUUACUGCACAUUCCCGGGCUUUUUGUACACGCUGUUGAGUUAAUGGAAAGAGGGACUGUCCCAAGAUUGUGGCAUUACAGGGUUCUCUGUGUCCCGAAGGACACGCUCAGAACCAUUUCACUUCACGCCUAAUUAGCAUCGUAAAACCCGUCCUUCAUAAAAUUCUUUGUGUUUCGCCUUUUGGGGAAAAAAAAAAUACUUGCCUUGUUCAGUCGCUUUCUGAACGAGACAUCGUUAGCCUCCAGAUUACACUGGUGGUGGUGUGGGAGGGGGGGGGGCAUUUAUUAAAAUUUUUGUGGUCUUGGCUGGGCCGCCACGCCACGCCGUUCCUGGACGGAGGAGGGUGACGGUAACGGGACGGCGGAGAAGGGCGGCUUUGUGUCGCCGUGGUGAAAAGCGCCGCCAUUGUUCCCGUUUUUUGUGAGAAACCUUCAAAGCGUGCUCGGAGACGGGGGGGGCGGAGCCGCGUCCGUCUCCGGGGUGAGCGUCAAAGAAUGGCGAGAGCGGGAGAGCGGGGGGGGGGGAACUGGGAAAGGAAGGGUCACGGACGGGGGAACGAGGGAGACGGGGUUUGUGCCGCUGUGGCGAAAUGCUGGAGCCAAACCGGUAAAUGUGGGUCGUUCCCCGGAGCUGUGGUCCGCUGCCUGCCAUUGGAGAGACAGACGGCCGCAAAGCAACAGCAUCGGCAGCCUUGAAGCGGCUGUUUGGACCGUUUGUUUGACCGUGACGAGCGUUUUAUAACAAUGCACAUUACACGCAUCAGGAUCGAAUGGGGCGUCUGAUAUCAGGCGUGCGGAGACGGUCUGAUGGGUGCCGGGCUUUUGGGUUUGGCCCAACUCCUCUGCCAAGAUGUUAAAAGAGAAAGCAAUACAGAAUCAGACCAUUUGAUCGCCUAUCAAACAUCUCCAGUCUACUUCUUCUCUUUUUAAACACAUUUAGUGUCCUUCGCAACACACAUGCUUGCCAGGAUUGUGACAGUUUCACAGGCUGAUUUGGACCAAAUGAGGCAGAGCACUGGAACAGGUGUGCCAGCCUUACAAGAAGGAACAAAAAAACACAAGAGGACCCCCCCCUCCAAAAACCCGUGGUGGUUGUGAGAGAAAAAACACAUCUAGGGGUUCCCAGACAAACAGGCACCCCCAGCCCCCAAGGCAUGUUAACAGUUAUCAAAUGGGCAUUUACAACCAGAUAUUGCAAUUUCAGACUCCCCCGAAAGACUGGUGGAAUGCCAAUUAGCACACAGCUAAAAUGGACUGAUGAUUCAUUUUUCAGGAGGGUUUAAGAACAGCCACCCACUGCAGAGGAUAACAGGGAGGCAAAGGAGAAUGUUAAAGCCUUUUACUGUGCCAGGGUUAUUAACUUCCUGAUGACCGCAACUCGCUUUACGUUGGAUGUUUUUGGUGCAAAACUAAUCUGGGAAUAAACAUUAAACAGUUAAAUUAUGGUGUAGGUUGCCGGGUACUUCCUGUAUUUUAGCAUCUGAAGAGUCGCAAUCUUUAAGCUUUCGUUUGCAUUUUAAAAAUAAAGGUUUUUGUUGCUCUUUCA
Molecule: messenger RNA, 4048 nt
Organism: Brienomyrus brachyistius
Lineage: Eukaryota; Metazoa; Chordata; Actinopteri; Osteoglossiformes; Mormyridae
Gene: pdlim5a
Product: PDZ and LIM domain 5a
Exons: 15
Coding region: 513-2303 (596 amino acids)
Biological process (GO): actin cytoskeleton organization; heart development; muscle structure development
Cellular component (GO): filamentous actin; stress fiber; adherens junction
Molecular function (GO): muscle alpha-actinin binding; actin binding
Source: RefSeq, a predicted model, not a curated record